Molecule: messenger RNA, 1092 nt
Organism: Arctia plantaginis
Lineage: Eukaryota; Metazoa; Arthropoda; Insecta; Lepidoptera; Erebidae
Source: the annotation of a GenBank genome assembly
AUGUUGUUGAUAUAUUUUUAUAUUAUUUAUUUUGUUACAAAUUAUAAAACUUUUAAUAUACCAACAGUUUAUGCAAAAAGUGAGACAGUGCCUAAGAAUCUUUUGCAUAACGUACUUCAAGGCGGGAUAUCAUACAGUAUCAACAAUGUUGUAAAAUACGAACCCAGGCGUAGAAUUAGAAAGAGAUUGAUAUCGAAUGAUUUCGUGGAAUACAUGGAACCGAACGAACAAGAUUACUACUACGAUAGAGCACAGGACGAUACAAAUAAUGAUAUUCAGUACGACAGGGUUAACUCCUUUUUAAAUAACUUGAAUUUACGUCGUAAAUUUGUGAGUGCUAAAACAGCAGAUCCUGACAUUUCUGAUAUAUCUUACGAAAAAAGUGAAUCAACCAGUUAUCCUUCUACAGAUAUGAGUGAUGCUGUAACUUUCACUGAUAAUAUGGAGAGUUCUUCUACAGGAAUAGAUAUAUUUAACUCUUCUGAAAUAUUGGAUAUAUCUGGAGAACAAAACAAAGUUAAAAAUACUAAAGGAAAGAGUAAUAAAACUUUGCCUUUACAUCGUGGAAUAGUAAAACAUUCAUUAACAGAAAAAUCUAAGGGAGAAAUAACCUUGCAGUUGGAACCAGGUGGCCCAAAAACCCAUUACGACAUUUACAAAUAUAAAGAUUAUGAAGAUUCUAACAACCUAAAUCAAAGUCCAAGUCCUCUUAUUAAAGUUUUGCUGGUAACUAGAUUACCAGAAGACCUAUUGGAACAAAAACCAUCUCCGUACACAGUGAAAACAACUGCAUCCGAUUCGUCCACUUCAAGUCCAUUUGAUGUAAAAAUUGUAAAGUACAAAGAUUACCCAAAUUAUGAAGGCAGAAAUGGUUAUGGAAAGCCUAGUAAUAUAACACAUGAGUACCAACAGAAUACAAAAGUGACACAAGAAUAUAAUCCGAUUGUAAAAGUAGCAGUUCCAGAAAUAUUAAAAGACGAAGCAAUGUUCGUAGAACAAAGACUAAAAGACAGCAUGCUUUUAAAAACGAAUACUACAGAGAUCGAGAAAUACGAUAUUCUAAGACCGUUACCUAAAGUUACUGACUAUUAA